Molecule: messenger RNA, 2441 nt
Organism: Alosa sapidissima (American shad)
Lineage: Eukaryota; Metazoa; Chordata; Actinopteri; Clupeiformes; Clupeidae
Product: NACHT, LRR and PYD domains-containing protein 1 homolog
Exons: 2
Coding region: 245-1432 (395 amino acids)
Biological process (GO): regulation of apoptotic process
Source: RefSeq, a predicted model, not a curated record
UGUUUACAGGCCCUGAAUUACUCCAAUUCAGCCAUAGUUUGCUGGUGGUUGUGUUAAUUUAAUUUCUUUGUGGCUUGCUAACCUAGGACGUGAGGACAAAAUCUGAGGAAAAAUACCUAAUUAAAAUCUCCUCUCCUAAAGGUUGGACAUUUCAUCUGGCACAAUUCUGUGUCAGUAUUUCAAACAAACAAACUGCUGCAAAUCCUGUGAAGACAAAGCUGAAGACACCUCACACUGGAUCCUGAUGGAACCCUCUGUUUCCAUGGAGACAGGAGUCCCAGUGUAUAAACACAGCUCUCCACCAGGAAGUUUUGAGUGCACAGCGUCUGGUUUGCGCUGGGUGUGUGCGGUUGAAGUCUCUCUACAGUAUCACUUUAGUGACCCCCAUGUAUUCAGAGCAGAGCUUGCCAUGUUGCAGUAUGAGCCAAUUGGUCCGUUGAUGGACAUCAAAGUGCUCUCAGGUGAACUGUUGGAGGCUCAUCUGCCCCAUUUUGCCUGUCUGGAAGGUUCAGACUCCUCUCUUAGAGAGGCUGUGAGAGUUCUGCGUGGGGUUGACCGCAGUGUGACUCUAGAGAAAUGUGAACUGACCCGCUUCCACGCAAAGCUCCUCAAGCCCUCCUUCUCACUGACAGAAGUCCUGGUGAAAAUCGGAAUCCCAAUGAAAGCCCAUCUGGAUGUGUUAAUCUACCGGACCAGAGUGACACCCCUGGUUCUCUUCACGUAUAUCGUGCCACGGGAUGCUUCCAUGAUUCAGGCGGUAGAACAGGAUUUACGAGAGUUCCAAGAUAAAAAGAAGAUCAAAAAACAUCGUCCAGACAUAUCCAUUUGGAUGAACAGCAAAUGUAGCCUUAAGGCAUCCUGCCAUGAUUCUAAAACUUCGCCACAACACAUAACUUUUAAAUACAUCAGACCUCCAGACCUGUUUGAGGUGGUCAUUAAAAACGCAGACUGUUUUGAUUUGGAGCUGAUCAGUGAAGGGCAGUCCAUAUGGAAAGCUACACUGGAAAGCUUUGAAUUUGGUGAGACUGGAGAAAUGGAACACAGUCAUGAAAUGCCCUCGGCAGCAUCCAGACAUUCCCAAGUCAUGACCCACAGAGAAGCGGCUUACACAAGCAGAUCUGCCAGGACUGAUGAGGAAAAAGGGAAAAUGGCCUCCAUGUCACAUGAAGAUCAACUGUUCAUGAUUCGUCCUGAUCUCAUCAAGAAAACAUCGGGAGCUCUACUCCGAGAUCUGUUGGAUGAACUUCAAGCUCCGCCUCGUGUGAUAAGCAGCAGGGAGGCAGAAGACGUCCUGCAGAGGACCAGCGUGCUGCAGGACCAGGUGACCUCCCUCAUCGACAUGGUGCUUAAAAAGGGGGACAGAGCAUGUGGCAUCAUGCUCUCCCUCCUAAAAGAACUGGACAGCUACCUUUAUCAAGACCUCGGCCUGUAAAAACAAACCUGUGGCAUCAUGUUCACCCUUCUUAAAGAACUGGACAGCUACCUUUAUCAAGACCUUGGCCUAUAAAAACAAACCUUCCCAUACUGUGCAUGUGAUGACUAUCAAAUUACAUAAUGAUGCAGAAAUGUCCAAUCAUGAAAGACGAUUAAAUAAACCUGUGGGGUUAUAAUAUAAAUUAUUUCACAAAUAAGUAAUGUGCUAGUGUUGUCCUAGUAGGGUUUUUGGUAAUUUGUGCUUUUAUUGAGAGAAUUUGGGUAGAUUUCAACCUGCUACUUUAUCUUAAAACUGUUACCUUACGUACUCUGUGGUGUCAUAACUUAGAUACUGCACAAUUUUCAUACCAGACAGUCUCAAGACCUAUUUCAUGUCUGAAGUCAAGACACAAUAAUUGUCAUCACGUCCAGUUUCCUGGACAUUUGCUUAUGCAUUACUGUGCAAUACAAAUCAGCUGUAUAUAGCAAGGUGUUUGGUGUUCGUGGUGAAAUCCUUUAGUGAGGAGUGACUAUAUAUCACUGUUGUGUUUUAUUUCCCUUCGAUAGCUGUCCCUUGUUUGAUGAGAGAGAAGGAUGUAGCAGCAACGUCAGCUGCUACAUCCACAUCUUAUUUUGACCACAUUCAUCUUACCAUUAAAAAAGUUAGAACUGUCUGGAAGUUUGAGGCUUUGUGUGUUUUAGUUGCAGACAAUAAGUCUGAAACGAGCUCAAGUAUCCACAAAAACUCGUCAGACACAGCAUCAGAAACGGAUUCUGGGAUUGGCUCAUCAAUAUGUGUGGAAGAAUGGAAAGACUGAAGAAAGUCAGAAGAUCAGAUCAUUGUUAAGAUUAAUUGCACAUGAGUUCAUCAUGUCUGUGGCCCCUCAACUAAUGUUGUGAAUAAUGACGUGUUUAGAGAACUGCAAAUAAUCAUGAUUAUGCUUAAUUAUAUCAUAAUUCAUAAUGAUGUGCCUACCGUAUCUAAUGCUUUAGGUGCUGUGUUGUUUAUGUAUGAGGUCACGAAUUAC